Molecule: messenger RNA, 1119 nt
Organism: Hirsutella rhossiliensis
Lineage: Eukaryota; Fungi; Ascomycota; Sordariomycetes; Hypocreales; Ophiocordycipitaceae
Product: amidohydrolase domain-containing protein
Exons: 1
Coding region: 1-1119 (372 amino acids)
Molecular function (GO): hydrolase activity
Source: RefSeq, a predicted model, not a curated record
AUGCGCCUCGACUUGUUCAUCAGCGCCACCUCCUGGCUUGCCGGCUCGGUCGCUUCGCCCCGACCGUCCGCUGGCGCCGUCCCCACCGGCGCCGUCCCCACCGGUUCCGUCCCCACCGGUUCCGUCCCCACCGGUUCCGUCCCCACCGGCUCCGUCCCCACCGGCUCCGGCGCCACCCACCAGCAGCGCCGGCAGCCACAAGGACCGGCGCCAAGGGACUCGUGUUCCGACGCAUCGAGCCUGUUUCCAGACGUACCGGCCAUCCCCGCCGGCGCCUGGGACUCGCACAUCCACGUCACCGACCCGGACGGCUUCCCUCCGCAUCCGGACGCGCGGUAUACGCCGGGCGUCCACACCAUCUGGGACAACGGCGCCUUUGAGAACAGCAUCCACUGCAAGCACGUCGUCAUUGUCCAGCCCUCCAUCUACGGCGCAAACAACACGCUGCUCAUCAAAUCGCUCGAGGCCAUCGGCUCCGGUCACCGCGCCGUCGUCGUGCUCGACGCCGCCGCCGCCAACAACCCGGCGCUGCUGCGCUCCUGGCAUGGCCUCGGCGUCAGGGGCGUCCGCGUCAAUCUCCAGAGCGAAGGCGUCGUUGAGUCGGCCGAGACGCUCGAGCGCCGGCUCAGGCAAUACGCCGCCGCCAUCAAGCCGCUCAACUGGGUCCUGCAGCUGUACACCCCCAUGGCCCUCAUUCCCUCGCUGGUCCAUCUGCUGCAGGAGCUUGACGUGCGCGUUGUCUUUGAUCAUCUCGGAGCCCCAGCCCUGCCGAGCAACGCAGCCGGCUCGCCCGCCCGCACCCUCCAGCAACCCGCCGGCUUUGAAGCCCUGAUCCACCUCCUCAGCAAGGGGAAGACGUGGGUCAAGAUAUCCGGCCCCUACCGCCUGUCCAAGAAGCCCUUGGACCCAGAUUAUAAAGACCUGGACCCCAUCAUUGAGAAAUUGUUCAAGGUGGCGCCGUCGAGGCUUGUCUACGGCUCCGACUGGCCACACACAAGAUUCGAGGGGCAGGACAUCAAGCCGUGGACGAGGCACCUGCUUAGUAUGACCAGAGGAGACGACGUGCUACGGCGCAAACUUUUCACGGACAACGCGCAGGAGCUUUGGGGCGCCAAAUGA